Molecule: messenger RNA, 4841 nt
Organism: Oncorhynchus nerka (sockeye salmon)
Lineage: Eukaryota; Metazoa; Chordata; Actinopteri; Salmoniformes; Salmonidae
Product: NACHT, LRR and PYD domains-containing protein 4E-like
Exons: 10
Coding region: 369-3623 (1084 amino acids)
Biological process (GO): intracellular signal transduction
Molecular function (GO): protein binding
Source: RefSeq, a predicted model, not a curated record
CUGGGUUUCUGAUGAUGCUGACAUGGGGUCAGAGCUACUAAACUUUAACAGAAAUGAUGGAGUCCUAAAUUAAUCAGUAACAAAAAUUACACAAAGUUUCCUGACAUUGGGGAGGUGAAUAAACGGUUCCCAAGGUUUCAUUCUCAACACAAAGGAAACUCUCACUGACUUGACAUGUUCUGGUUUUGAAUUCAGGCUGCAAGGUAAGAAUCCUACCAGGGAUUAUUCAUGUAGGAUGUUGGUAGAAAGUUGAAGAUACAGAGCCACUUGUCAUCAGAAAGGUGCUCUCUCAGCAGAACCGAAAAUAUUUCAAUGACUUGACAUCUUCUGGUUGUGAAUUCAGGCUACAAGGGGUCAUUGCCCUGAAAAUGAGUCUCUCUGGGGAGAGAGAGGAGGGCGGCCAUGCCUCGAAAAUGAGUCUCUCUGGGGAACAUGACACCAAAGCUAAGAGACCAAUCAAGCAGGAGAGACCAGCCUCCCCUGUUCCCAGCUGUGUGUCCAUGAAGAGUGACUGGUCUAUGGGUGAACCUCUAAACUUUAGAGAGGGAGACUUUUCUACUGAACAAAGAAACCAACAGGAGAGAUCAGAGUCAGAGAUUCUCAGUGGUCAGUCUUCCCAGAGUCAUCAAACAGACCUGGCCUCCAUAUUCAGUAUGCUUGAAGAGAAAAUUAUGACAUUUGUGAAGAACGAGCUGAAGAUGUUCAAGAGGAUUCUUAGUCCAGAACUCCCAGAAGGCUUUGAGAGUCAGAAGCAGGAUAAGGAAGUGGUGGAUGCUGAAGAUGAGAAGCAGGAGAGCAGUGCCAGAGAGGGGGCUCUGAAGAUCACACUGCACAUCCUGAGGAAAAUGAACCAGAAGGAGCUUGCUGACACACUGGAGAAAUAUUCAGAUGAGCUUGCUGUGAUUUGCCAACGUGAACUCAAAUCUAAUCUAAAGAAGAAGUUUCAAUGUGUAUUUGAGGGGAUCGCUAAACAAGGAAACCCAACACUCCUCAAUAAGAUCUACACAGAGCUCUACAUCACAGAGGGUGGAACAGGAGAGGUCAAUAAUGAACAUGAGCUGAGACAGAUUGAGACCACAACCAGGAAACAAGCAAGACCAGAGACUGCAAUCAAAUGUAACGACAUCUUCAAACCCUUAACUGGACAAGACAAACUUAUCAGAACUGUGCUGACAAAGGGAGUCGCUGGCAUUGGAAAAACAGUCUCUGUGCAGAAGUUCAUUCUGGACUGGGCUGAAGGAAAAGCAAAUCAGGAUGUCCAAUUUGUAUUUUCAUUCCCUUUUCGGGAGCUGAAUUUGAUGAAAGAGGACAAACACACUUUGAUUGAACUUCUUAAUCACUUCUCAAUGGAAGCCAAACAAUCAAGAAUCUCCAACUACGACAAAUACAAAGUUCUGUUCAUCUUUGAUGGUCUGGAUGAGUGCCGACUGCCCCUAGACUUCCAGAAGAACAAGAUAUGUUGUGACGUCACAGAGUCAACCUCAGUGGAUGUUCUGCUGACAAAUCUCAUCAAGGGAAAUCUGCUUCCCUCUGCUCUCCUCUGGAUAACUACCCGACCUGCAGCAGCCAAUAAGAUCCCUUCAGGGUGUGUUGACCAGGUGACAGAGGUACGAGGGUUCAAUGACCCACAGAAGGAGGAGUACUUCAGGAAGAGAUUCAGCGAUGAGGACCUGGCCAUCAGAAUCAUCUCACACAUAAAGACAUCAAGGAGCCUCCACCUCAUGUGUCACAUUCCAGUCUUCUGUUGGAUUUCUGCAAUAGUCCUUGAACACAUUCUGAAACAGAAGAGAGAAGAGAUGCCCAAGACUCUGACUGAGAUGUACACACACCUUGUGGUGUUUCAUACCAAACAGAAGAAUGAAAAGUAUCUUGGGAAAGAAGAGACAGGUCCACACUGGAAUAAAGAGAGCAUUCUGUCACUGGGAAAACUGGCUUUUCAACAGCUUGUGAAUGGCAAUCUGAUUUUCUAUGAAGAAGACCUGAAAGAGGCUGGCAUUGAUGUCAAUGAAGCCUCAGUGUACUCAGGAUUGUGCACACAGCUCUUUAAAGAGGAAUGUGGGCUGUACCAGGACAAGGUGUACUGCUUCGUGCAUCUGAGCAUUCAGGAGUUUCUGGCUGCUGUAUAUGUGUUCCUCUCAUUCAUCAACAACAAUGAGAAUCUAAUGGAUGAACUGCAUUCAACGUCCCUUUCUGUGAAGAAAAGACGCAAAUGUAAAGUUACUGUCUACAAGAGUGCUGUGGAUAAAGCCUUACAAAGUGAGACGGGAAACCUGGACCUUUUCCUUCGCUUCCUUCUGGGCCUCUCACUGGAGUCCAAUCAGAAGUACUUACGAGGUCUACUGACAACGACAAGAAGCAGCUCACAGAGCCAUGAAGAAACAGUCAAGUACAUCAAGGAGAAGAUCAGGGAGGAUCUCUCUCCAGAGAGGAGCAUCAAUCUGUUCCACUGUCUGAAUGAGCUGAAUGACCAUUCUCUAGUGGAGGAGAUCCAAAGCUACCUGAGCUCAGGAAGUCUCUCAGAAGCCAACCUGUCACCUGCACAGUGGUCAGCUCUGGUCUUUGUGUUGCUGACUUCAGAAAAGGAGCUGGAUGUGUUUGACCUGAAGAAAUACUCCAGAUCAGAGGAAGGUCUUCUGAGGCUGCUGCCAGUGGUCAAAGCCUCCAGAGCUGCUCUGCUGUCAGGCUGUGGAGUCACAGAGGAAGGCUGUGCUUCUCUGGUCUCAGCUCUGAGGUCAAACCCCUCACACCUGAGAGAGCUGGACCUGAGUAACAAUGACCUGAAGGAUUCAGGAGUGAAGCUGCUCUCUGCUGGACUGGGGAAUCCCCACUGUAAACUGGAGACUCUGAGGCUGUCACGCUGUCUAGUCACAGAGGAAGGCUGUGCUUCUCUGGUCUCAGCUCUGAGGUCAAACCCCUCACACCUGAGAGAGCUGGACCUGAGCUACAAUCACCCAGGAGACUCAGGAGUCAGACUGCUCUCUGCUAGACGGGAGGAUCCACACUGCAGACUGGAGAAACUCAAUGUGGAACAUGGUGGAGAGUACACAAUGAAACCUGGACUUAGAAAAUAUGUCUGUGAUCUCACACUGGACCUAAACACAGUAAACAGACUCCUCUCUCUGUCUGAGGAGAACAGAAAAGUGACACUGAGGUCAGAGGAGCAGCCGUAUCCUGAUGACCCAGAGAGAUUUGAGAACUAUGAACAGGUGCUGUGUAGAGAGGGUCUGACUGGGCGCUGUUACUGGGAGGUAGAGUGGAGUGGGAGAAGGGUUGAUAUAGGAAUGACAUAUAAAGGAAUCAGCAGGAAAGGAAGGGCUAAUGACUUUUGUCUUGGAUACAAUGACACGUCCUGGACUCUUUUCUGCUAUGACAACAGUUACAUUGCCAUUCACAAUAAUAAUCCCAUUGCCAUAGACGUCCGCCCCUCCAGCUUCCACAGAGUAGGAGUGUAUCUGGACUGGCCAGCCGGCACUUUGUCCUUCUACAGAGUCUCCUCUGACACACUGACCCACCUGUACACAUUCACCUCCACAUUCACUGAGCCCCUCUAUCCAGGGUUUAGGGUUUGGUAUGAAGACUCCUCAGUGUCCCUGUGUCAAACACAACAUGAUGUUUCACUCUAAUCAUGGUCAUGUUUAGUAAGACACACUGGAGCAGCAAUGUAGAAUAUCUCUCUAGUGUGUAAACCUCUCUAUCCAGGGUGUUUGGUAUGAAUAUCUCUCUAGUGUGUAAACCUCUCUAUCCAGGGUGUUUGGUAUGAAUAUCUCUCUAGUGUGUUAACCUCUCUAUCCAGGGUGUUUAGUAUGAAUAACUCUCUAGUGUGUUAACCUCUCUAUCCAGGGUGUUUGGUAUGAAUAUCUCUCUAGUGUGUUAACCUCUCUAUCCAGGGUGUUUGGUAUGAAUAUCUCUCUAGUGUGUUAACCUCUCUAUCCAGGGUGUUUGGUAUGAAUAUCUCUCUAGUGUGUUAACCUCUCUAUCCAGGGUGUUUGGUAUGAAUAACUCUCUAGUGUGUUAACCUCUCUAUCCAGGGUGUUUGGUAUGAAUAUCUCUCUAGUGUGUAAACCUCUCUAUCCAGGGUGUUUGGUAUGAAUAUCUCUCUAGUGUGUAAACCUCUCUAUCCAGGGUGUUUGGUAUGAAUAUCUCUCUAGUGUGUAAACCUCUCUAUCCAGGGUGUUUGGUAUGAAUAUCUCUCUAGUGUGUUAACCUCUCUAUCCAGGGUGUUUGGUAUGAAAAAUAUGUAGUAGCAUUACUUUAAGGUUAAUAUAAAUGAUAGGUGUGUACAAUCGUGUUACUCUGGUUGUGUAAAUUGCUGUUUUCACAUAACUCUGUACCUAAUUCACAUCUUGUCUGUUCCGAACAAAGUCUCUCCUCAUCCUCUAUUGUAAGAACCAACUGUUCUUGGUUCUCGUAGGAGAACACAGAGGAUUCUGACUAGUUGGCCACCUCAUCCACUAGAUAUGUGUUGGUUCGACACAUUGAGUCAGUUGUGGUGGAACCAGCCAGACUAAGCAUUUAUAAGUUUACUAUAUGAGACCUCUGUUGGUUUCUGUAUGUCAGAGCUCUUGGCCCAACACUCAAGAGUGUGGGGUCGACCAGCCUCAUUAUUGCAGGGCUCUCAACGAAUCACUUAUGGGUGCAGUGGCGACCCAUCAUUCAGGGCAGGUGGAGCUGUUAUGAGCCCCAAAUCUUUACCAACAUAAAUCAAAUCCCACCCAAAAUGGUGGCUUGCUUGUUUUGCAUGAUAUUUUGGCAUUAAUACGUGACACAUAUCAGUUUGCAAACAAUGUACAUUUUUUUUAUAUAUCUAUAUCAUUGAAUUAAUAAAGCGGCAUACAAACAUG